Messenger RNA from Symbiodinium sp. CCMP2592, 2361 nucleotides. The record is from the annotation of a GenBank genome assembly. NCBI's taxonomy places the organism in Eukaryota, Dinophyceae, Suessiales, Symbiodiniaceae.
AUGGCUGCAACCCAACCGGCAAGUCGAGGCAAGCAGUCUUGCAGGAAGUUGCCGGAGAUCCAACAACUGGAGGGACUUCAAGAGCCAUUCUCGACUUCAGACGUUUUCCGGGCAGUGGAGCCUUUUCUCCCAUCCUGGCGAUCUGCCCCGCAGAAGGCCACUGUGGUGCUCCGACACAUGGCAGGUCGCCAACCCGCCCUGGCCUUGGCCGUCCUCCGGAGCAUGGUGCUCGGACUGGUGGAGACAAACACGGUGCACUGGAACGCCCUUAUCUUCAAAGCCACACAGGACUGGGACUGGGAACGCGGGUAUGCGCUGGUGGAGGAAGAGGUGGCGGCAGGAUUGAGCUGCGAAGCCAACAGCUACAAUUCUAUAUUGAGCGCAGCUGUACGAUCUGAGCGGUGGCCGCGGGCGAUCGCUAUGCUGAGUCAGAGAUUUGAGGUGGGAGUUUCUGCUGACACGGUCAGCUUCAACAUCUUCGCCGACUCGAUCGCCAAGCGUGGCGAGUGGCGACGUGUCUUGUGCAUCCUGCAGGAUCUUUUCUCUGAGCACUUACUACCUGAUGCAGUCACCUACAGUGCCUGUAUAUGCGCAGGCAAGUCUGAGGAGCAUUGGCCUCUCGCUUGCCACCUGUUGCAGAGAAUGCAAUCCCUCGACGUUGCGCCUGACAUGGCAAACUUUGGCACAGCUGUAAAUGCAUGCGGCUCGACUACAAAGUGGAAGUCUGCGGCGCAGCUUCUCCGUGAAGGUGCUGCCAGAACCUUGCGUGUAAACGCCGCCAGCUUCAAUGCUGCCAUCUCGUCCCUGCGUUCAGGCGAGUGGCAAAGGGCAGCCGGCUAUGUGGAGGCCAUGCGAAAAUGCCAGAUGGGUCCCGAUGCCAUCACUUUGUCUUCAUCCGUCACUGCAUGCGACAAAGGAGCGUGGCAAGUUGCACUGGUCCACUUCGUCGAUUUCUCACGGCGCAAAGUUUGUCCCAAUGCUUUCGUCGGCAAUGCGCUGCUUUCCUGUUGUUCCAGCGACUCCCAGUGGCAAGCUGGACUGCAGAUGCUUAUGCUCUUCCAGCAGCUGCACAUCGCCACGGAGGUGAGCUUCAACAUCGCCUUCUCCAUGUUUGAUCGAUCCGGGGUCUGGCAAGUUGCUGUGGCCCUUAUUCCUUUCGUGUCCCAACUACAACCCAGUCCAAGCGUAUCACAACUGAAUUCUGUGAUGAGCUGCUUGGCGAAGGUGCAGCAAUGGCAGCAGGCAGCACGCCUGCUGCAGCAUUUUCACAGCCGCUCCAUCGAAGCUACUACAGUCACCUACUGCCACUUGGUCGAAGCUUGUAAAAGCGACGCAGCUGCGGCUCUUCGGUGGUUCCAGGAGAUGUUGAAGGUGAAGCUCGAGUUGGAUGCCACUGCUUGCCUCGCGGUGCUGUCCAUCAGUGCAAAACACAGCUGGGAAAUCGGAGUCUUCGCGCUGCAGUCCUUGCGAGAGCAAGAUGACCUGAUUGCCCACAAUGUGGCUGUGAGCACCUUGGGGAAACAAUCUCGGUGGCAACUUGGGGCACACUGCGCAGAAAGGUUGUCAAGUCAGGGACUCCGGGCGAAUGUCAUCACAUUCUCUUCCCUGUUUAGUAGUGUAGAGCCUGGCAGAUGGCACGUGGCGUUGGGCAUUUUGGGCGCCUUGCCAUGUUGCUCUCUGCGUUCGAACGACUUUACCCGCAGCGCGGCCAUUGCGUCAUUAGGCCCGGGACGUCAGUGGCGGUCGAUCACAGCCCUGCUUCUGGAGAUGUCCAAAGAAGCCCUGGAGGUAAACCAGGUCUGUAGCGGCGCUGCCCUGCGGGGAUUCGAGCGCCAGAGCCUCUGGCAGAGUUCGCUGUGGCUGCUCAGGAACCAUCGUGCCCGUGAGCUCGAUCCAGUCAGCUGCAGUUCGACGAUAAGUGCUUGUACAGAGGUGGCACUUUGGAGCUCCUGGCAUCCGCCCUCAGAGCUGGACCCAGCGAUUUUCGAUGACUUCCUUCCAGAUGAUCUUAACGAGGUCGAAGGCGAGGGCGAAGAGCUUGAAGAGGAAGAGGUCUUCCCACCCCCUUCUGAUGAGGAGAUGGCCCUGCGCCACCUUGACCGGCUCAGCGCGGCCUCGGGGAAGGUGCGGCCACCGCCGCAGACUGGUCCGGGAAGGCCUGUCCUCACAUUGGCCAAGACCUACAAGCUGCCGGCUUCGGAGAUCCAUUUCGAGAGCCGGAGCGAGGCUGACCUUACACUGCAUUUCUCGAGUGGCGCCUUCUGCAUUCGCUUCUUCACAGACAGCAGUCGCGAAGUGUGGCGUCGGGGCUUGGCCUACACCCUGAUUAGAGCGGAGAAAGGAUGGGAGCGGCAGCGCUGA